UCUGAAGCUUUGAUUAUAUAACAGCUGUCAAUAAAAGCUGUGAAGUAAAGGAAUUUAAGAAUAAUUUAAAAUAGAUUAAAUUCAAUUUAUUUUGUGCUUCUCCCAUUUACUUAUUUGUAAAAUGGUUUAUGAUUACUUCGAUAAGUAUACAUUUCUAUGCGAAAUGUAUGAUGAAGAAGGUGACGAGAUCGUGGAAUUAGUUCUUAAUUUUUUCCCUUUCGAUGGCUCUGUACAAAUAAUCAACACGAAAAAGGGUAAAACUCUUUUGAGACGCGUACAAUUGCCUCCAUUAAAAUUAGAAAUGCUGCAAAUAGGUAAUGUUGUGAACAUAUUUUCAAAAUUACUGCACAUCACCGACUGUGCACCUUUGACUCGAAGAACUCUGUUUAAAAAUGUGGAAAGUACUUUUGCUCUGAUUAAACCCAUCCCACCUAGCGAACAUGGCAAAAUUUUAACGUUCAUCAUGAAAAACGGAUUUCGAAUUGUGCGGAUGAAAAAUGGCAAGAUUAGCAAGGACUUUGCAAUUAUACUUUACCAUAACAUUUCGGGAAGCAAUAUGAUGCCAAUAAUCAUAGACUACAUCACGAGCGGAGAGGUUAUUGGCCUAGAACUAGUUGCUCCUGACGCUGUAAAAAAAUGGCGCCAAUGUUUAGGGGCAACCGAGCCAUCAGAAGCUGCUCCAGGAACUUUACGUAAUUUGUAUGGAGAAAAUACACUAAAAAACAUUGCUCAUGGUUGUAAUACUUCAGAGGAAGCAACCCAAAUGUUAGAGUUGUUUUUUGGUUAUGAGAAAGGCAUACCACGAAUACCAUUUAGAGCUACUUUGAAAAACUGCACAUGCUGCAUUAUAAAACCUCAUGCUGUUAUUGAUGGUAAUAUUGGCUCCAUUCUGGAAGUUAUUGCUACAUCUAAAAAAUUCUAUGUAUCAGCCAUAGCUCUGUUUUCUGUUAAACUGAUGAAUGCAGAGGAAUUUUAUGAAAUAUAUAAAGGUGUUCUGCCAGAAUAUGAAGCAAUGUGCAUACAUUUAGCUGAAGGGAAAUGUGUUGCACUAGAAGUAAAGUCUGAUGAUGCAAGUAUAAACAUUGUGUCUGAAUUCAGAAAAGUUUGUGGACCUAGAGACCCUGAUUUAGCUCGACAACUGUAUCCCGAAUCUAUAAGAGCUUUAUACGGAAAAAGCAUUUUGUAUAAUGCAGUCCAUUGCACAGACCUCCCAGAAGAUGGUGAACUUGAAGUGGAAUAUUUUUUUAAAUUACUUGCCAAUGAUUAAUAUUGUUUUAGACAUACUUCUACUACUUUUUAUAUGUAUUCUUUAUUACAAAGUCAUUUCCUUCAAUUUCAAUUUUUUCAUACAUCCAUUUCCGGUUAACUCUGAAAUUAAAAAAAUGGUCUUGAUCAUUAAUUCAUUUCCUUAAUUUAUAAAAUUAUAGAAAACGAAAGGUAUUAUUACCUGCAAUCAAAUCCACAUCUGUUUGAACUGCAUUUAGGACAAGGAAAAUGGCAACCUGGGCAUUUUUCAUCUAAACAGUCACAAAGAUCUUGUCCUGUUGCACACAGCUGUCCACGCUCAUUAUACAAUUUUUUAGACUUACGA
Molecule: messenger RNA, 1591 nt
Organism: Pieris brassicae (large cabbage white)
Lineage: Eukaryota; Metazoa; Arthropoda; Insecta; Lepidoptera; Pieridae
Product: nucleoside diphosphate kinase 7-like
Exons: 7
Coding region: 122-1267 (381 amino acids)
Cellular component (GO): centrosome
Source: RefSeq, a predicted model, not a curated record